AUGUCUAGCUGGUUUAAUAUCGAUCCAAAUAAGCUUAAAGAAUUAGCAGCCAACACAUUAAUCAAUGCACAAAAGCAUAUAGACAAAGUCCUCGAUAUUAAGGAUGGUGCUCCUACUACAGAACAGCAACCGAUAAUUACUAAUAUUGAAACAAGUAAUCCGCUUCGUGCUCCUUCUCCGUCAACAACAACAGCAACAACAAAUGAUGAUUUUUUUUCAACAUUUCUUGGUAAUCAAAAAUCUUCAACAUCACCAAAAACAGAAAAAAAAGAAAUCAAAGUAGAAAAAGAUGUUUCAGUUACAAAUUGGAAUUUAUGGUCGGAUCAGAAUAAUAAAUCACAAAUAGUUUCUUCAGAAUCACAGCCAAACCUAAUAGCAGUCGAACAGAAUACGAAUGACGAAGAAAAAAUUCCAAUAACAGAAUCUAUUAAUAUACAAACAUCAUCAUUAAUAACAGAAUCUGUUAGUAUACAACAAAUACCAUCAUCAUCAUCAUUAACUGAAUCAUCAACUAUAACAGAAAGUUCUAGUAGUGAAAGUGCUACUUCACUACAACCAAUAAUAAAUAUUCCAUCAUCGGAAUCGACUAUUAUUGAUCAAAUUAUUGAAAAUACAACAGAUAAUGAACCAACAAUUAUAAAUAAAGAAAAUGAAAAUAUAGAAUCUGAUAUUGAACAUCGAACUGAAACAAUUCAACCAUUACCAUCUGAUAAACGUGAUGUUAUUGAUUCUUGGAUAAAUAAUCGUGAGAUUAAUACAACAGAAAAUAAUUCUGAACAAACAUUACAAAACAAAGAUGAUACUGAUGUAUCACCUCUAUUAUAUACAUCAUCAUAUCCACCAAAUAAUUUUCUAACAACAUCAAUAAUUGAUGAUGAUUUAACACCAACACCUGUUGAAACAACAAAUCAUGAUAAAGAACCACACUUAGAACCUAUUUCAACAGACGAAGAAGAUAGUAAUGCAUGUGUUGAACAAUCAAAUUCACCAACUCAUACUAUAUCAUCAUCUAAUGGACAUGAUACAAAUAGUAAAGGAUCAUCUGAUGAUGGUAAACAAACAUCAUGUGCAUCAUCAGAUAUUGAAGUAAUAUCAUGUCCAAGUGUAACUGGUGGUUUACCAGUUAGUACAACAGAAACAUUUGAUAAAUGUCGAGAAUUACGUGAUGCUCGACGAACUGCAGUACGUGAGGUUGUUGUACGUUUUCCAUCACAUUCAACAAAUUUAAAAUAUCAUCAUCAUCCAUUAUCAAUGGAUAAUAUUGAUAAAAAUACUACAUCAAAUUUUGAUACACCAACAUGGUCAACUCUAAUUGAUGAGGCAGCUACUGAACAAAAUCACUAUCAAAAUUCACAUGAAGAGAAUGAUGAUGAACAGCAAAAAUUCUAUACGUCAGACACUUUGAAAGAAUUAGGUGAAUUAAAAGAAUGUCUUGAAUUACGUGAACAAGCUUUAAAAAAAUUAACAAAUGAAUCUAAUGAAUUACAUCGAACUAAUCAAUCAUUGAAACAAUCAUUGACAGAAUCAGAACAACGUACAUCUCGUUUAACGAUGGAAUUUCAACAAACAAUUGAAAAUCUUUCAAUGAAAAUUGAAGAACAAAGACAUAUUGCACAAGAUCGUGAUCAUCUUCGAAGACAACUUGAUACAUUACAAAAACAAUUAUUUGAAAAUUCAACAUCAUCGGGUAAUACAAUGGCUGUAUUACGUGAAAAAGAAGAACAAAUACAACAAUUACUUGAUGAAGGUGAAAAAUUAUCUAAAACUCAAUUACAACAUACAAAUAUAAUAAAAAGAUUACGAACUAAAGAAAAAGAACAUGAAACUUUAAUAGCAUCAUUGAAUGUUCGAAUUGAUAAAUUAACAACUGAAUUAGAUGAAGCAAAGAAAAAUCUACAAGAAAAAGAAGAAAAUGAAAAACAAUUAAAAGAAACUGUUAAAAAACUUGAAAAAUCUGCAAUACAUUAUGAAAAAGAAUGUAUAUCAUUAAAAUCCUUAUAUGAAGAUGCUGAAGAACAAAUUCGUAGUACAAAAGUUGCACUUGAAAAUUCUUAUAAAGAAAUAUCUGAAUUAAAUAAAACAAAAGCAGCAACAGAAAGUAAAGUUGUUGAAGCAACAUUAUCAGCUGAAAUAUUAUUAAAAGAAGAAAUUCGUUUGGCUGUUGAAAAAGAACGUAUUAUAUCAAGACAAGAACAAGAAAAAUUACAAAUGACUAUUGAUGAAUUACGACAUUCCAUUCAACGAAGUGAAGUUCAACUUAAUAGAAGAGAACAAGUUUUAAGACAAGAAAUUAAUGAUCUUCGACAAAGACUUCAAGAAGCUGAAUCAAGAAAUGAAGAAUUAACACAAAAUAUAUCCAAUGCUACACGUCCACUUCUUCGUCAAAUUGAAAACCUUCAAACAACAUAUGUAACACAGAUAAAUUCUCUUGAAAAAACAGAACGUCAAUUAACUGAUCGUCUUGCUGAAAUGCAAGCACAAUAUGCCAUUAGUGUUGAACAUGAACGUGUAGCUAAUGAAACAUUAUUAGAAACGAAUGCUAAAUGGAAAUUAGCUGAAGCACAAUUAUCAACAUAUAAACAAGAUAAAACACGUUUAACAUCAGAAAUUGACAUUCUUAAAAUGAAAUUAACUAAUCUAGAAGAUGCUAAACACAGAGAAAAAACUCAAAUUGAAACAAUGCAAGAAGCAUUUACUCAACAAAUCAAUAGUCUUAUACAAGAAAAGAGACAACUUGAAUUAGAUGCUGAGCUUGAAAAAACAAAAUAUGAAAGUGAUUUAAAACGAUUACAAAUUGUUCAUGAUGCAUUAAAAGAACAACAACAUCUAUUUGAAACACAGACAAUAAGUCGUUCGAGUUCAAAUCUUGAAUCAACACUUCAACAACAACGUAGUCGACGUUCAUCCGGUGGACAUGAUACACCAUCUUCAUUUUCAUUUGAACGUUCUCCAUUUGUUCCAACACCAAAACCAAGUGUAUAUGAAACUUUAAGAAAUACAGGCGCAAUAGCUGUACUUGAAAGUUUAGAAGCACAAUUAAAAGAAAAAGAAGGAGAAAUAACAUUAUUACAAAGUGAAAUUUCAGAUUUAGAACGUACACGAGAAUCAAUGGCACGUGAAUUAGUUAAUUUAUCUACAAUAAAUGAAAAAUUACAAUAUCAAACACAAAAUUAUCCAAUACUAAAUGAACAAUACAAAGAAUUAGAAAAACGUUAUAAUGCACUUUUAACAAUGUAUGGAGAAAAACAAGAAGAAGCUGAUGAACUUCGACUUGAUCUAGCGGAUGUUAAAACACUUUAUCGAGCUCAGAUGUCAUUAUCAGAUAGUUAUUCAUGUCGUUUAUCAAUAUAUUCAUCAUUAGAAAAACUUUUUUCACCAAAUCCUACCAUACCAUAUCCAUCACAUGUUUAUAUACAUGGAAAUAAUAAUACAGGAAAAUCAACAAUUAUUAAACAUGUACUUAAUCAAUAUAAACAUACGAUUUUAUGGUUUGAUUGUCGACAUUUACUUUAUCUUCUAUUUAAAUUAAAUGAAUUAACAUUAGGAUAUUUUCAUCAUACACUUAUAUUAAUUGGUCAUCAACCAUUUUAUCAAUUACCACAUAUGAAUCAAAUUGAAGUUGAAUUAGGUGUAUUAACACCAACAACUAUAUUUAUACCGGCUUAUACUCGUACAGAAAUUGUUACAAUAUUACAAAAUAUUUUAACACAACAACAAGAUAUUCUUCCAUCAUCUAUUAGUCAAUUACAUAUUAUAAUUGAAUUAGCACUUCAAAUUUUUUAUACUGUUACAAAUGAUCUUGUCGAAUUAAAAGAUAUGAUAACAAUGUGUAUUAAAGAUUUUUUACGUAAUACAACAAAAAAUCAGAUCAAUGAUGAUGGAACUAAUAAUGAUUAUCGAAUGCUGUAUCAAAAAGAAUUUUUUAUGCAGGUUCUUAAUUCUGUUUAUACACGUUCAAUGAGUAUUCGAAAAUUUCUUCAUACACAUACAGCUGAUGAAGAAACAACUGAUAAUUCAUCUCAAAUAUCUACUAUUAAUAAUAAUAAUACACGUGAUCUUCCAUUAUCAGCAAAAUUUCUCUUAAUUGCUAUUUAUUUAGCAACACAAAAUCCAAUAAAAUAUGAUCGUAUGUUAUAUGAUAAACAAAGUCAAGGUAAAAAAAGUCGACGUGCGAAAAUAAUGCAUAAACGAACACAACUUGAAUCAUCAAAAAUUGAAUAUUUACCAUUAUCAUCAAAUAAACCCAUAUCACUUAAUCGUCUAUUAGCUAUAUAUUGUUCAUUACAAGGUGAUACAAUACCAUUAACAACACAAAUCUAUACUCAAUUAUCUUUAUUAACAUCAAUGCGUUUAAUUGAAUUUGUUGGAAGUUCAAAUGAAACUGGUAUAUUUAAUUUAAAUGAACCUAAAUAUCGUUGUACAAGUUCAAGUGAUUAUAUUCGACGUUUAGCUGCAUCGAUUGACUUUAAAAUUGAUGAUCUUAUACUAGUCUAA
Molecule: messenger RNA, 4494 nt
Organism: Rotaria sp. Silwood1
Lineage: Eukaryota; Metazoa; Rotifera; Eurotatoria; Philodinida; Philodinidae
Source: the annotation of a GenBank genome assembly